Molecule: messenger RNA, 201 nt
Organism: Rotaria sordida
Lineage: Eukaryota; Metazoa; Rotifera; Eurotatoria; Philodinida; Philodinidae
Source: the annotation of a GenBank genome assembly
AUGAGUUCAGCACAAAAAGCUGACAAGACAGCUCAAGCAGCUGAUAUUGCCAACGCUCAUAGAACUGGUCAGGAGACAUCAGACAAUGAUCCACGCAAGAAAGCGGAUGGAGAAAAUCAAGGUUGGCUUUCAGGCGAUCAAUUUACAAUUGCCGAAACUCCUGUUGCUCAUAUAAAUGCAACAGCUGGAACCAAAGAAUAA